Messenger RNA from Balaenoptera ricei (Rice's whale), 2557 nucleotides. It is a transcript of the gene SDC4, whose product is annotated as syndecan 4. Gene Ontology annotation, biological process: cell migration. Gene Ontology annotation, cellular component: membrane; cell surface. Bases 32 to 637 code for a protein of 201 amino acids. NCBI's taxonomy places the organism in Eukaryota, Metazoa, Chordata, Mammalia, Artiodactyla, Balaenopteridae. The record is from RefSeq and is a predicted model, not a curated record. The transcript is spliced from 5 exons.
AGCCUUCGCGCUCUCUCCGGACAGUGGUACGAUGGCCCCCGCCCGCCUGCUCGCGCUAGUGUGGCCCCUCGUGGGCGCCCUUGCUGUCGCCGCCGAGUCGAUCCGAGAAACUGAGGUCAUCGACCCUCGAGACCUCCUAGAAGGCCGACACUUUUCCGGAGACUUACCGGACGACGAGGAUGUUGGGGUACCUGAGCAGGAGCCCCAUGACUUUGAGCUGUCUGGCUCUGGAGAUCUGGAUGACUCGGAGGACACCCCGAUCUUCCCGGAAGUGAUCCAUCCCUUGGUGCCUCUAGAUAACCACAUCCCUGAGAAGACAGGGCUUGGGAGCUGGGUCCCCACCGAACCCAAGGAACUGGAGGAGAAUGAGGUCAUCCCCAAGAGGAUGUCACCCUUUGAUGGGGACGAGGAUGUAUCCAACAAGGUGUCCAUGUCCAGCACAGCCCAGGGCAGCAACAUCUUUGAGAGGACAGAGGUUCUGGCAGCUCUGAUUGUGGGCGGUGGCGUGGGCAUCCUCUUUGCCAUUUUCCUGGUCCUGCUGCUGGUGUACCGCAUGAAGAAGAAGGAUGAGGGCAGCUACGACCUGGGCAAGAAACCUAUCUACAAAAAAGCCCCCACCAACGAGUUCUACGCCUGAAGCUUCCUCCCGAGCACCUGCUUGGACUUUACGGGGGAGGGCCGCUGAAGGAUUUUGAAGGGUGGACAUUAGGGGAGGGGGAGGGCAACCCAGUCCUGAUCUAUCAGCAUCUCCAGCUCCGAUUAGGGUUUCAGUGUCAGAAGAGACAUCAUCUGCUACUGUUCCUGCCUGCCUCUUCUUGAUUCUCUGGGCCUCCAUUGUCCCAGCAGAAAAACAGGGUUAAACUUGGCCUUUCUCAAGGCCAAGUCUGGGAUUGGAUCGUUUCUUCAUCUUCCGGUUUAGAAUCGAGGCCCAGCUGAGAGCCUGUACUGAACAGGCCUCAUCCAGAGCCUUUCUAAGCUAUUGUGUGAAUCCUGCUGGAGGUCGGCCCCCACCCCCGGCCUUCUUCCCUCCCUCCCUUCCUUCCACAGCCUGACCCCUCUUCCAGGAGCUGGGAGAAGGAACCAGAACCAUCUAUCUGCACCUGGAGAUGUGUCCCUCAAAGGGCACCUGCAACCACACUAUGGGAGUCUGUGGUACACCCUGGGCCAUUCUAGGCUCUUCCAAGCGACUUUUGGAAAUCAACCUUUUUUAUUUGGGGAGGGUGGGGAAAAGAGCUGAAAGUUCAUUGUGAAAUGGACUUGUAGAAUAUUCAUAAGUCUAUUUUUAGUGGGAUUUUUUUUUUAAUGGUUCAUUCCUUUGUACAGAGCCUCUCUCUACCUGGGCAAGAGUACACAGAAACCGAGGCAUUCUCCUCCCUCUUGCACCUUUCCACAGUACCUGCUAAGUUUGUAUUUAAUGUUUUUUUUGUUUUUGUUACUCGAAAAUGAGAGAAGAGUCGGAGAUAUAAUUUUUAUUAAUUUUUUUUUUUUUUUUUUUUUACUAUUUAUAGCUUCAGACAGGGCCUCUCCUUUCCUCUUGCCUCUCUUUUUCUUUAAAUCCCCUCCCCAUGUUUUUUGUUUUUUUAAUUCUUCAUACUUCCCUGCUCAUGACCUUGGCCCUUUCUAAAGCUGCUUCCUCUAAGAAGCUUUUGCUGAAAUAUAGUUUUCUAGCAGAUCCCAAAACAUAACUUAGGGGAUGGUGGGAUAUUUGUGUCUCUUUUUCAUGUAAUAUAUUAUUCUUCUUCCUUGGUUCUAGCAAAAUAGAUAAAUAUAUUUUUUCAGGAAAUAGCGUGAUAUGAUAUUCCCAUGUGAAGUUGGCUGGGUGGUUGAGUGCGUGAAUUUUUGUGUGGCUGAGUGGAUUUUUGCCUCUUUCUCUGGUCCUGUUCCUCGGUGCCUUCUCCUGAUUGGGCUGGAAACCUUCUCUCUAGCUUUUGCUUUGAGCCUAGCUAGGGUUCCUUCAUUUGCUGUCUCCUAAUUUAAGAGAAAAUUGGAGAGCAGUGCUAUCCAAUAUGGCAGCCACUAACCACAUAGAAAUCAAUUAAAACUGCACGAAGUUAAACGUUCGUUCCUCAGUUAUAGUAACCACAUUUCAAGUGCUCAGCAGCCACAUGUGGCUGGUGGCUGGUGUACCAAACAUGUAGGCAGAGCCCACUGGCAUCUGUUGGACAGCACAGCUUGAGAACUAAACUGGUUUAACAAGUCACAGCCCCAGUUUUGCUGGGAUGACCUUUGUCUCCCUAGGCAAAGGGGGAUGGGGGAGGGCUGAUCAGGCUCUGGCUCUGGGCCCUGUUAUCUGUGACCCUUCCUCUCCAGAGAGGAGAGGCCUAGUGGCUUAGCCAGGGCAGGCCACCUCUCCUGACCCCAUUGGCUGGGGUUGGGGGGGGGGGGGAUUACCCUUGCUUCCCUCGCCUUUAAUCACCAUAACCCCAGGGUCCCAGCUGGCUGGGUCCUCUUCCUCCCCUGGUGUCCUUUUCCUCUGGCCAUGUUGGGAGUGAGCACCUCACACUGUUGUCUGUUACUGAGUUUUUGAUAAAAAGAUAAUAAAACCUCGUACUUUCUA